GAGGUGGAGCGGCUCAGCGGCGAACACCUGCACGGCGGCCUGUGCGCGCCCUCCUUCCUGCAGUACUUCAACCUCUGGAGGGACUCCCCGGAGGUACGGGCCGUCGCGCUCGCGCUCGGGGCCGCCGCCGUGGCGCUGCUCGGCGCCCGCCGGGUGCGGCUGUACGGCGACGCGCUCUUCGUGAAGCGCCCGGGGGACACGGCGACGGCGUGGCACACCGACGCGGAGCACGUGCCCCUGGACACGGUCCGGUACUUGACCCUGUGGCUGCCGCUGCAGGCCGUGCGGCCCGCGGAGGACGGCGGGUCCGCCCUGCUCUACGCGAGCGGCAGCCACCGGCGGGCCAGCCUGCGGCCCGGCGGCGGGUGGCGCGGCGUGGUGUGCGACCCCGGCGGGCUGCUGCUGGGCGACGCCGCCGCCCACCACGGGCGGACGCUGCACGCCGCCCCGGAGCUGGGGGCCGGCGCGGCGGAGGAGAGGUGGGCCCUUGCGUUCAGCUACUUCGCGGACGGUGCCAGGAGGAGGGCGGACCUGCGGGACGAGGAUCGAAAACGAGAAAGACGAGGAGCGGGACUCCUUCCAGGCGUGGGCCGCCGACGUGCCCGUCGGCGCGCUGGCGCGCCACCGCUUGCUGCCGCUGGCGGCCGCGGCCGACGACAUCCACCAAGCACCAGCCCCGUCGCCUGGCGACGAGGCGGAGAUGGAGGAAGCGGAGGGGCGAUGGGCCGCGCCCGGCCUGCUGGCGCGUGUCGCGGCUGUCGGCCGCUCUGCACGAGGAGCUCGGCCGGCCGGCGGAGGCGUGCGGAGUGUUGCGCGAGGCGCUGCGGGCGCUGAGGGCGCGCGACGCGGGCCGGAGCGCGGAGGCGCUGGAGUGCAUGCUCGAGCUGGGGCGGCUGCUGUGCCAGCAGGGCUCGCGCCGCGAGGCCGAGGAGGCCGAGGCGCUGCUGGAGGAGGCGCUGCUCGGCGGCCGCGCCGAGCUGGGGCCGCGGCACCCCACGACGCUGCUCGCCGCGGGGGGGCUGGGGAUGCUGCUGCAGGCGCAGGGCCGCCUGCUCGAG
Molecule: messenger RNA, 1058 nt
Organism: Prorocentrum cordatum
Lineage: Eukaryota; Dinophyceae; Prorocentrales; Prorocentraceae
Source: the annotation of a GenBank genome assembly